UCCAUGGCAACGGCGUCUAUCAGUUACCGUAAACAAAGACGUUUGGUGUCAAAGCGAAAAGUAGCUUGUUAGCUAAAGUAUUAGUGGAUUUUUUACAGCACAGUAACUUAAUAAAGAUAAAAACACCCAGCUGUCAUGGUCCGACUGACUGUGGAACUGAUUGCUAAAUCUAGCCAUCACUUCAAAAGUAACAGAAGUUUCCUGGAGCAUUAUCUUAAGAAAUUAACACAUAUCAACUUUUCAAAUAAGAAUAUAGAUGAUAUUGAGGAUCUGUCCAUUUGCAGAAACCUUCAAGUUCUUUAUUUGUAUGACAAUCAAAUAACACACAUCUGUAAUCUGAAUUUUGCCUCCAAUCUUACACAUUUAUACUUGCAGAACAACAUUAUAACAAAAAUAGAAAAUUUGUCAUCUCUACAGAAGCUUUCCAAAUUGUUUUUGGGGGGGAACAGCAUUACAGUGGUUGAAGGUUUAGAGCAAUUAAGAGAACUGAAGGAACUGCACAUAGAGAGCCAAAGACUCCCACCAGGAGAGAAACUGCUCUUUGACCCCCAUACCAUCCUCAGCCUCUCGGAAUCAUUAUGUGUUUUAAAUAUUAACAACAACAGCAUUGAUGAAAUACGGGAUCUGGCACUUCUUAACAAGUUGACUCAUUUAUUUGGGGUAGACAACCAGCUACAUGACAUUCAGGAGUUGGAGAUCUUGUGUGGCCAGUGGCCAUAUCUGCAUCAAAUAGAUUUGCGUGGAAAUCCAGUUUGUCACAAACCCAAAUACAGAGACAGGCUAAUAACUGUUUGCCAAAGGCUAGAGGAACUUGAUGGAAAACAGAUAAAUGAGUUAUCUAGGCAGUCCCUUAUCAACUGGAAAGCCACAAAAGAAGCAAAGAAAAAAGUGAAACAUGACAAAAUCAUCGCUGGACAAAUCACAUAUCCAUGUUCUGCUGACUUUCACUUGGGCCCCCAGCAUCCCUUUCCCUAUAAUUUUGCUGGUUUUCUGGGCAAGAGGAAUACACUCAGUUUUGGAAAAGCCACUUUGAAAAAAGGUCAAACGGAGCACAGCAUAGUUGCAGAGAUAAAAGGCAUGAACAGCAUGUUAUUCCCCUUAAUUCCUGAUGGUAUUCGGGAUGACAGAAGAUCCCUCUGAGUGCAGGACUAAUUACUUGUAGGAGAUUCAUGGCUUUCUAAAUGUCAUAAAAGCAGCUUUUUAUGAUGCCCUUCAUAUCCCACACACUUGUAUAACAGUUUGUCGUGAGUGUAUGUCUACUGUUAUUCACUCUUAGUGAAAUAGUCCUGGUUCUCUGUGUAUGUAGAUGUUUUAGAACUGUUAUACACUUGGAUUUAUGUACACUCACACACUGCUUAUAUCCUGUAACAGUGUCUAUUUGAUCAAAAAUGCCUCUUAAAACUUUCUGUAUUAUGGCAUUGCAUUAUAUUUGUUUAAAGCCUAUUUCUAUGUUUAACCUACUAAUUCUGAGUGUGUUUCCACUAAAACGUUGCAACAAAAUACUAUUACUAAGUUUUGUGUAUUUUAUAUAAAUAUAGUGUAAAUGCAAUGUACACUGCUAUAUUAUCAAGGUAGAUAUUUUUCAGAUAUCAAAUUGGUUUUGGUUCUUAUUUCAUGUUAUUUUUGUUAUUUCUUAUUUUGCUGGCAUUCAAAUAGUUGCUUAAUGCUUUAGUUUUUUAUAUAACGUUGGCCUGUAAGUUUCCGUUUUUUACAUUCAUUAAUUAUCGUCAUGUUUUUACUUAGUAACAUUAAACAUCAGCCACACUUGUUAUAUAAUAAAAGGACAAAACAUUGUUUUGUUCGUUUAAUA
Molecule: messenger RNA, 1810 nt
Organism: Trichomycterus rosablanca
Lineage: Eukaryota; Metazoa; Chordata; Actinopteri; Siluriformes; Trichomycteridae
Gene: ppp1r42
Product: protein phosphatase 1, regulatory subunit 42
Exons: 9
Coding region: 136-1140 (334 amino acids)
Molecular function (GO): protein binding
Source: RefSeq, a predicted model, not a curated record